GAACCAGUUGAUUUGUUUACCUUCAUCUGCUCUUGAACCCCCUCCUCCACUCACGAAUUUCCACUCAACGCCAACCGGUCGCGCGCAAAGCCCAGCGUUACACCACCUCCCACCACACCUCGUUCCGAUUAAGAAACACCGCUGAUCAGCGGAUCACCAAUCUACAUUGCAGAACUACACAAGGUAGUCUUCGGCAACCCGAACUCACAACCAGACCGCUCUCGGGCAGUCAGGCAUUACCCCACGUACUUUGCCGCAAGCCAACCUCGGGCGAGGGGUUCGCGCGACUUUGAACAACUUUUUGGGCGCCCAGCCGUACCAUCCCCACCUCGACGCGGGAGAUCGCGAGACUUGCGCAUCUACACCGCCAUCGUCACCGACGGUCCCAAAACAUCAUCACCAGCGAAAAGAUGUCGACUCCAGAGUAUAUGGGCAUCGACUCCGGUCGCCGCAACCGAACCCCAAGGCCAUUGACAGAAGAGGAGCGCGCGCGUCUGGAUGAAUUCCUCGACGGCAUACAUUAUUCCACUAGAUACUCUGACAGCGAAUUCGAGUACCGCCACGUGCAACUGCCCAAAGCUAUGCUCAAAGCUAUUCCCAGCGAAUAUCACGACAAGUCAAAGGGCACAUUGAAACUUCUGUGGGAGGAUGAAUGGAGGGGCAUGGGGAUCACACAGAGCCUUGGUUGGGAACACUACGAGGUUCAUGAGCCGGAGCCCCAUAUUCUCCUCUUCAAGCGGCCCCUGAAUUAUCAACCACCCCAGUGAAGCAAGCCGAGUAGCGGAGAAGAAGAUACCGAGGUCUGAGUCCUCGGGCGUUUUGCAUUAUCAUGGCAGGCACGACCGCAUAGCGAAAUCACCUUACUGUAUGACUACCUACCUAUAAUGCCCGGAUGGGGGGCAAGCGGCGCGUCAUGGGCCCGCAGCGUGGCUCGGUCUUCGAUUGGGGGUUGCACACACACGAGGCACGCCGCUAUUCCGACCUCUGUACUCUCACCAGGCCUAGCGGCGUGCGAUGGCCUGGCCGAGGAGGUAAAUUCCAGGAUACGAGGCUGUGUGAUGGGUCGGAGAACCGAUCCGAGUGCCGAUUGAGGGUUGCACGGAGUUGACGAGAUAGUCGCAUCUGGGCAGAGCGAGUCGGAUGAGACGUCGUUCCGGGAUGCUGCAUUUGUUGGUUAUGUACUGGAUCAACAGCAAAUAAUAAUACCACGGUUUGAUCAAA
Chaetomium fimeti is the source of this 1221-nucleotide messenger RNA. Its product is annotated as regulatory subunit of cyclin-dependent kinase. The record is from RefSeq and is a predicted model, not a curated record. NCBI's taxonomy places the organism in Eukaryota, Fungi, Ascomycota, Sordariomycetes, Sordariales, Chaetomiaceae. Gene Ontology annotation, biological process: regulation of mitotic cell cycle. The transcript has 4 exons. The coding region runs from base 411 to 767 and encodes 118 amino acids. Gene Ontology annotation, cellular component: SCF ubiquitin ligase complex; cyclin-dependent protein kinase holoenzyme complex. Gene Ontology annotation, molecular function: histone binding; cyclin-dependent protein serine/threonine kinase activator activity; protein kinase binding.